Lactuca saligna is the source of this 1657-nucleotide messenger RNA. Lineage: Eukaryota; Viridiplantae; Streptophyta; Magnoliopsida; Asterales; Asteraceae. The record is from the annotation of a GenBank genome assembly.
AUGAUCAACUUCGAUGACUUGUACAGUGUGCUUACUGCAGUUGUACCUUUAUACGUAACAAUGUUCUUGGCAUACGCAUCUGUAAAAUGGAACAUUUUCUCACCACAACAAUGUGGUGGAAUAAACCGAUUUGUCGCCAUUUUUGCUGUUCCUCUUCUCUCAUUCGAGUUCAUUUCAAGAAUCAAUCCGUAUAAAAUGAAUCUCAAAUUCAUAGCAGCCGAUGGCGUUUCAAAGAUUUUGACCUUAAUCGUUUUGUUUUUGUGGACAAAUUUGUCAAAAAAUGGAAGUCUAGAUUGGGCUAUCACGAUGUUUUCCCUUUCUACCCUUCCUAACACACUUGUUAUGGGAAUCCCACUUUUGAAAUCGAUGUAUGGUGAUGAUAAAGAAUCGAUCAUGGUUCAAGCGGUUGUGUUGCAGUGUAUAAUAUGGUACACGUUACUUUUGUUCUUGUUUGAGUAUCGAGAAGCUAAGAAUUUGAUACUGACAAGUGGCGGUGGUAACAAUAUCAAAAGGGUGGAGAGAAGUACGCGAAAUGAAGAUGAUAUUGUUAAUGUGAUUCAGAGUCUUAAUAGGGUGGCACCCGCAAUCGCGACUGCGGUUGAUGAUGAUAAAAGAGAGUUGCAUUUGUUUAUUUGGCGUUGUAGGUGUUGCAGUUCUCCAAGUGCAUGCGAACAAUCAGUGGAAGUACGCAAUAGAGAGAAUGAGAAAGCCGAGAGUGUUGAAGAACCGAACAUUAUUGAGUCUCCGGGGUCACCUUCAAUGUUAAAGAAAAUAUUGAAGAUGGUAUGCUUUAAGCUGGUGAAAAACCCUAAUUCGUAUGCGAGCAUACUUGGUCUUAGUUGGGCUCUUGCUUCUUGUCGAUGGGGAAUAAAGAAGCCACAAAUUCUUGAAAAUUCGGUUACCAUUCUCUCAGAUGCGGGCCUAGGAAUGGCAAUGUUCAGUCUAGGCUUGUUCAUGGCUUCACAACCGAAGCUUAUAGCAUGUGGGAACAAAUUAGCAGCUUAUGGCAUGGUGGCAAGGUUUGUAGCGGGACCCGCUGUGAUGGCAGUUGCUUCUAUAGGUGUAGGUCUAAGAGGCACUAUCCUACAAGUUUCUAUUGUUCAAGCUUCUUUACCACAAGGGAUUGUGCCCUUUGUGUUUGCUCGUGAGUACAACUUGCAUCCAGACGUUUUGAGCACUGCGGUCAUUUUUGGAAUGAUAAUAUCUUUGCCUAUCACAAUGUUGUAUUACAUCUUACUAGGCCUCUAAAAAAGGAGGAAAAGUUGAUUCAUGAGUGUUCAUAAUAUCAAAAGACCUAACUACAUUUUUCUAAACAAAGUAUUUAAUGUAAGAUUUUGUUUCUUUUAGGUGUUAAUCUAUAAGCUUAUACAUUCUUUGUCUAAUAUGAUUGUAUUAGCUAGGUGUUUGCUUCUUUUUGACUUAAUGCAGAAAGAAAACUUAGCAGAGAAAGUUAGGGAAGUGAGGCUUUUCCUAUUAAAUCCUAACUUUUUACAAAUUGCCUUCAUUUACUUUUUACUUCCAUUUCCUCAAGCGUGUUGUUAUUUUCUUGAGGAAUGACAAUGUACUUUCAUUUCUUUUUAUUACAACAUUAUACUUUCAAUUUCUUUCUUAUUAAAGUAUUGUAUUUCGACAAUUUUACUAUAUUAUAACAUUGUAC